Molecule: messenger RNA, 6368 nt
Organism: Triticum aestivum (bread wheat)
Lineage: Eukaryota; Viridiplantae; Streptophyta; Magnoliopsida; Poales; Poaceae
Product: disease resistance protein RPP13
Exons: 2
Coding region: 4626-5843 (405 amino acids)
Molecular function (GO): ADP binding
Source: RefSeq, a predicted model, not a curated record
UUCCCUCAAGCACUCCGCCCAAAACACUCCUGCUCGUUUGCUUCUCCGGCGGCGGUAGGGCGGCGGCGACGAGGGAACCUGGUUUUGGGCCCGAUGCCUGUCGGAUGGCGGGCUCGGGUGGUCGGAUUGCGGCGAUUCCGGUUGCGGCAGGCGCGUCUACGGUGGCCCGGCCACGGCGGUCGUACCCUCCCACGAGCUCCUCACCAACCCCGGCAGUGAAGGUAUUAUACUGCCGGCGGCUUCUAUGUGAAGGCUGACAUGGUAGCAGUUUCCCACAAGCUCCCAACCCACCCCGGCAGUGAAGGUACAGCCUAAUUUAAUUGUGCAUUACUGUUAACAGAGUGGACUGGCAUAGAAUAAUUUUGUCUCCACAUUUUUGCGACUUGAGCUCGUCCUGAUUAAAAUUCAUAGUCCUACCCAGAUAAACUGAUAUCAGUCAGAUCUCAAAAUUGAAACUAAAGUUAGAAUACUCAAAGCCAACAUGAGCUGGGAUUGGCCAUGUGGACAGUGGAAGAGGCUGGACAAAAAUAUACUCUACUUGCGAUAGCAGCCCCCGAUGCACUAGGCUUCAAUGCCUUCUUGUUUGACCUUGUUUUACGAGCAAAUAAAUCCCCCGAUGAACUGGGCUUGAAUGCCCGCGUGCUUGCCCCCGGCAAGUGUGCAGCAAAAGAUUCAGCCUCCUGGAAUCAGCUGCUGCGUCAAAUUUGCUCGCUGUAAUCAAGGAAAAUGGCAACUAUUCCCCUUAUUAAUCUACCCACCCAGUUUUAAUUUCAGCGUCAAACAUAGUGGAUUGUGUUUUCCACAUAAUAUGUAAUUUCUGUUACUUCGACAGAAGAUUAAAAUCAGACCCAGCCAUCGCACCCCAUCUCAAAGUCAAAUUUAAGCUGGGAUUGGCCAUGUGGACAACUAAUCUCAGAGUCAUAUGCAAGCUGGAUGGAUGCAAACUUAACCACCUCAAGGCUUGAUUAAGUUGGUCAAGAAAUAAUGGUGGAAGACACCAAAUGGCAGGACAGAAAGUGCUAAUCUGUCCUCUAUCUUUACACCUAAUAUGUAAUUUAUCUCUCCACAUUUCCACAAAUUCAACAUGUCCCGGACUGAAGAUUAAAAUCAUACCCAGCUAAACUAAUUUCAAAGUCAGGACUUCAAAUUAAGUUAGUCAGGUUGUGUCGUCUUGUUACACACCCAGUUAAACUAAUCUCAAAGUUAAAUGCAAUCUGGAGGCGCAUGAAUGCAGAUCACCUUGAGGCUUUAAUUAUCUCCAACUAGCCUUUGGACCAUGGAAGAGACAACUAAUCUCAAAGUCAAAUUUAUGCUGGAGGCCAGCAUAUUCUACUGAUCAAUCAUCACUGUUUUCUAAUCAUCAGAGAUAUACUAUCUAGACUUAAGCAGUCUGUAUAUACUACCUCAAGUGUCUCUCCCUUCCUGCUGCGCCGACGGCCUCUGUGUGGAGGCCGACAUGGUCGCUGUCUCCCAUGAUCUCCCGACCAAGCCUGGCUGUGAAGGUACGGCCUAAUUUUAUUGUGCAUCGCUAACAUUAACAGAGUGAAUUGGCAUAGUAAUAAAUUUUGCCACGACAUUUUUGCCACUUGAGCUCAUCCUCGAUCAAACAAUUGAAACCAUACCCAGAUAAACUAAUUUCAACCCAUAUCAGGCCAUGUAAGGCCAAUAGUUGAGGUACCUGGAUCCAGACAAAACUCCAAACAUGCAAGAAUCUACCUCGAAGCAAGGUUUCUAUUGGUUAAUGCGUUCCACCCUAUUGAUGACAACUAAUGUUACUAAAAGCUUCCGGGAACUAGCAGACAAGCCAAUCAACAAGGAAAGCCUGUCAAGCAAGGAAGCCACCAAGAGUCAGAUCUCAAAACUGAAACAGAAGUUAGAAUACUCAAAGCCAACGUUAAUUGGGUUUGGCCAUUUUUUUUUUUGAUAAUUGUAUGCAUCUUCAAACAUGGCAGAACUAAGAACGCCAGAGGUAAUAAAAAGCACAAUCAAGUCUGUGGACCACCUAGCGACGGGUACAAACACUGGAGCAAGUCAGAGGGGUGCCACCGUCAUCGCCCCUUCCUCGCCGAAGCCGAGCAACCUUGUCGUAGUAGACAGUCGAAAAAUUGUCGUGCCAAGGUCCCUUAGGACCACCACAGCAAAGCAACCACCAUCACCGAUGAAGAAAGGUGUACGUCCGAAGGAUCAAACCUGUAAACACCCAAACAAAACCAGAUCCAAACAAAUCCACUGAAGAUCAACACCGACCGAAUCCCGCAAGAUCCGACGGACGCACACCUCCACACGCCCUCCAAAGACGUUAGACACACCAUUGGGACGGGAUAGAACAUGGGAGUUAUUAUUCAUAUUGAGGGACAUCAUCAAGACGUUUAACUGAAGAAGAACGAGAACGGGGUCUCUCCCGUCGGCGGGGGUUUGAUGUUCUCCACACCUUCCAUGGCCGAAAGGGCCGAAAGGCCAUUGGAGAUGGGACGGACCGGCGCCGAUGCCGAUGGGAGGAGGAGGAGGAAAGUCUGGGAUGUUUGAACACGAAAUUUGUAGAUCAACAUCGCACAAGUACUACCAUGUGUGGAAAAGUGUCCAGAUUUUUUGACGCAAAAUAAUUUUCUGUCCAGAUUCAUUCGAAAUUUAAAAUGUUAUCUUGUUUCAUAAAAAAAGGAAACAUUUUAUACCCUGAGUGACACUUGUGUAUAGUUAAUCCGCAAAGUUUCAAGGUAAAAUGUUAUCUUGUUUGAGAGAAACAAAAAGGCAAAAAUUCUAUAUAAUGAUAGCAUGAUUUUUGACGCAAACUGAAUGGUAUUGGUGCAGAGGGUAAAAAAAAUUAGAGCCAAUGACAAAUAGCGUCGAAACACAUAAAAUUGGUUGAAUACGCUUCCGUAUGGCGAAAGUGUACCGCGAAGGUGCGCUUCACUCGAGCACACUGUAAAAAAUCACUCCUGCUGGGCGCGAAGGUAGGGCGGCGGCGGCUUCCGAAGAUUAAAAAUCAUAGCCAGUUAAGCUAGCCUCAGGGUCAGAUCUCAAAAUUGGAACUGAAAUCAGAGUACCCAUGUGGAGAUUGGAGGAGGCAGGGCAAAAAUAUACUAAUACUACUUGAGAGUUGAGACGGCAGCCCCCGAUGCACUAGGCUUCAGUAGAUAUACUUGAGACGACGGACCCGAUGCACUAGGCUUCAAUGCUUGCCUGCUUCCCCCCGGAAGCAGUGCAGUAAAAGAUCCAGCCUCCUUGAAUCAGCUGCCGCGUCAAAUAUGCUCGCUGUAAUCAAGAAGCAAUACUUGUUUGUUUAACUUUAAUCAGGAGGAGAAGAAGGAAAAUGGCAACUUCACAUGAUGGAAUUGAUCCCCCUUAUUAAUCAACCUGCCCAAUUUUAUUGCCGUUAACAUAGUGGAUUGCAUUUUCCACAUAAUAUGUAAUUCAUGUUCCUUCCACCCAAGAUUAGAAUCGGAACCAGCCGUCCUGUUAGGCUGCUACCCAGCCAGCUAAACUAAUCACUCAAAGUCAAACACGACCUGGAUGCGUAUGAGUGCAGACCACCUCUUUGCUUAGUUAACUUGAUCCCCAACCCCAACUAGCCUUUGGACAAUGGAAGAGGCACCCCAUCCCCAUGUGGACAACUAAUCCUAAGAUUUAAAUUUAAGCUGUAUGGAAUAUGAAUGCGUCUGAAACUCUGAAUAAUGCAUACCACCUCCAGUCAGGUCCAGGCGUCCAGCCAUGUAGCUAAAUUACUUUGUUAGCAAGGACUCCGGCGCAUAAUUGUAGAUGGAGUCUUGUAGCUGUUUCCACAUAUAUAAUUGUAAUUUCUGUCCCCUCAACUGUAGAUUAAAAUCAGGCCGAGCUUGCGUUGCAUCUGUCAUAUAACUAAAAUUGGAAUAGUCAGGUUGUGCCGUCCUGUUUCACACCCAGUUAAACCAAUCUCAGAGUCAAAUGCUAGCUGGAUACGUAUGGAUGCCGACCACCUCCAAGCUUAAUUAAGCUGAUCGACAGCUAGCCUUCGGACCAUGGAAUGGAAGAGGCACCCCAUGUGGGCAAGACAACUAAUCUCAAAGUUAAAUGCAACCUGGAUGGAUGCAUAAUGCAAACCACAUCAAGGCUUAACUACUACUCCCUCCGUUCGGAAUUACUUGUCUCGGAAAUGGAUGUAUCUAGAACUAAAAUACGUCUAGAUACAUCCAUUUCUGCGACAAGUAAUUCCGAACGGAGGGAGUACCUGCCGACUGAUUAAUCAUCGCUCUUUUCUAAUCAUCAGAGAUUAUACUAUCUAGACUAAUGCGGUCAGUCUUCUAGCAUCUGUAUAUACCACGCAAUUGUGCAUAUACGAUGCUUGUUGGAUGCGCAAAAAAAAUCCUCUAGGCUUCAAUGCUUGCUUACCCCUUGCAACACUGUAGUAAAUUACUUGAUUGUUUAUUUAAUCAGCGUCGGGCAUGUAGCUAAAAUUUCUUUAUUAGGACUCCAGCAAACAUGAUGGUGCAGAGUCUUGUAAUGAAGAAGAAGAAAAAUGACAGCUUGAUAUAAGGCUUAUAGCUGGAAUCGAUUCCCCUUAUUAAUGAAACCUCUCUUAUCAGCUACUAGCUAGACUCACAUCUGCAAUUAGCACCACCACCUCCACAUCACAUCCAGGAAGCACAGCCAUGGAGGUGACGGCGGUGAGCGUGGGCAAGGCCGCCCUGGGCGGCGCACUGGGCUAUGCCAAGUCCAAGGCGGCGGAGGAAAUCGCCCUGCAGCUCGGUGUCGAGCGCGAUGUGUAUUUCAUCAAGGACGAGCUGCAGAUGAUGCAGUCGUUCCUGAUGACGGCUGAUGAGGAGCAAAGCCAGAACAAGGUGCUCACCACCUGGGUGAAACAGAUCGGGGUCCUGGCUUACAAAGUGGAGGACAGUCUGAUGGAUUUUGGCCUUCUCUCAGAGAAAAAGCCAUUUCUGGGGUGCAUCCCCCGCAACCCAGGUGAUCGACGCCGCAUCGCCAAGGAAGUGAAGGAGCUGAGAGCCAAGGUGGAAGACGUGAGCAACAGGAACCAGCGCUAUCGUCUCAUCAAGGAGAGCUCAGCCUCCAAGCCUUCAGCGACAGAGGAGCAAGCCAGCAUUGCUACUGCAUCAAUUUUUAGCACUAACGGAGCAGGGCUUGCCGCCUUGGAGCAUGGAAAAUCAUCAGUGGUGAACCUCCAGCAGCUGAUUACCAGCAACGAUGUGGACCUUAGGGUGAUUUCCGUGUGGGGAACUAGCGGUAAUCGUGGGAAGACGCCUGCCAUCCAGGAAGUUUAUGAUGACCCAAAGGUAUUGAAAAGGUUUGGAUUUUGUGCUUGGAUUAGUUUGAGAAGUCCUUUCAACCCACAGGAGUUCCUCCGGAGCUUGGUAAGGCAAUUUUAUGAAAAUUCCCAUGAUGAAGUUGGAAAGCCAGAACAAGAAACAAGUGUUGGGGCUAAUGUUCUGGCCAAGAUGGAGAAGAUGGAUCAAGGUGAUUUAGUCCGUGUGUUUAAUGCACAGUUGUGUAGCAAUAGCUACCUUGUUGUCAUUACCGACCUCUCCACAAUAGAAGAGUGGCAUUGCAUUAAGAAGUACUUUCCUGACAACAAGAGACAAAGUAGAAUCAUCGUUUCCACACAGCAAGAUGAAAUUGCAUGCUUGUGCACAGAGAAACCGUAUCAGAUGUCCAAGUUCAGGCAGUUGUCAUAUGAUCAAACUAUUUAUUUGUUCCACAAGAAGGUAAAUGUUUUUCCUGCAUGGUUUCUGUUAUUGACUUGUUAUUUUUAUAGAGAAGUAUUCCUGUGUCGGCGCUCUGGUGUCGUAUCCUUCCUGAAGGCGCCGCUUUGGAGCCCACGGUUCGUAUGCGGCUUCAUCUCUUCGCGGUGGUAGUGCUGGGGGUGGUGUUGCCGCGCUCAGCGCCGAUGUAUCUUGCCUUGGGUGUGUGCGUGUGUUGUGGUGGCGUGCGUUGUACUGGGAUGUGAAGAUCGUGCUUUAUAUAUAAAGCGGGGCGAAAACUUUUUUCGGUAGAUUUCUUAGUGGUCGCCUUUUUUGAAUUUAUUUUAGCUCUUCCGGUGAUAUGCGUUCAAUGAGAGGAGACGUUCACGUCGACGACCAAGACAUUUGUGGUGACUUUGUCAAUCUCAAGAUGUUGUGUUGGCUCAGUAUCUUGGAGGUGCUCAGUGAGGUAGAGUGUGCGUGCGUGUUCACAAGGUUGAGUGUAUGUGCAUGUAUGUAAGCAUCUGCAUUUGUACUGUGUUAAAAAAUUCUAUUAGGAAAAUCCUGUAAAAUUGACACUUUAUAGAGAAGUAUUCCUGUUAAGCAGUUGUUAGUAGAUUAAUUAUUUUUAGGAAAAAAUGUACUAAUAACAGCGUGACAAGAAUACCAUCUAUUUGAUGGUAUACAUAUUGUACUGCA